UAUUUAAUCGAUUUUGCCAUCACAACUUUUGACUCUCAGAUGAAAACAAAAUAUGUGAGUUGUGUGUAUUUAUGAUAAGACAUCUGUCGGAGACAGCAAAUAUUUGGACUAUAAUCACUUGACUUUGUUGUGAAAUACAUAAUUAAUUUUUCCUGGUGAUCUGGUGCAGUUAUUGAAUUACCGUGAAAUGUGCUCGAAUGUGUAUUUGAAUAAAGGAAAUUAUGUUUUAAUAAUAAUUUUAGCUGUGCGGACACCCACUUUUAUUAACUAAAGCUAAAUUAACUGUUUUACGUAUUACAUCUAUAUAAUAGUUACAACAUGAAAUGUGUUUGUGAAAAGAUUUUUUCCGCAAUGUGAAGUUCGUGUGAAGUGUUAUAUUAAAAUUUGGUCGUAAUUUACAUAGUUGUGUAAAUUUGUCAAGAGAAUAGUUUCAAAUGUUAAAAUCGUCAGUUUCUGAAGUCUGCAAGUAUGGCAGAACACCAAGACGACAUUAAUUUAACGAAUCAAGAACUUCAAGUACUCUCUGAACUUGACAGUCGGCAAUUUGGAUUUUUAAAACUCAACAAGCCAGAACAGACCAAAAAGAAAGAAUUGGUUUUAAAGGCUGUGAAGUACUUGGAGCAAAUACUGGUGCAAGCUCACAAGGAAAAGGAACAGCACACGCAGAUAGGGAAAGGCAAGCAGCAACAGCAGCAGGGCGACUCCAGCAGUGACGACGAUAUUGAAAUGGUUGACAUUACUGACUCUGGUGACACACUCGAGUCUGAAUGGCACAAAAAGGAGAUCAAUAUUGACCCAAAAACUUACUGCAAACUGGGCCACUUUCACCUACUUCUGGAAAAUUUUCCCAAAGCUAUGUCUGCAUAUCAGAAGUUCUUCAGCCUGAAACCAGACUACUGGAAGGAUGCCAACUUUCUUUAUGGCCAGGGACUGGUGUACUUUCACUUCAAUGCAUUUCAGUGGGCAGUGAAAGCCUUUCGACAGGUUCUGUACGUAGACCCAGGUUUCUCCAGAGCCAAUGAAGUUCACCUAAGACUGGGAUUGAUAUUCAAAGUCAACAGUGACUGGGAGUCUGCUUUAAAACACUUUCAGCUUGCUCUUAUCGACUCUAGUCCCUCUACAUUUACCAGGCUAGAAAUACGCUUCCAUAUAGCCCACUUGUAUGAAGUCCAAGGAAAAUACAAGAGUGCGAAAGAGAACUAUGAACUGCUACUCAGAGAGAAGGAAUUACCAACUCAUCUGAAGGCUGACAUAUGCCGCCAGCUGGGGUGGAUGUACCAUUGCGUGCCGACCUUUGGGGAAAAAAGCCAGAGGGAAGCAGCGGCUAUCCACUGCUUACAGAAGUCUAUUGAAGCAGACUCCAAGUCAGGACAGUCACUGUAUCUUUUGGGUCGUUGCUUUGCCAGUAUUGGCAAAGUUCAUGAUGCUUUCAUUGCGUACCGAAACUCGGUCGAAAAGUCUGAAGGCAAUGCAGAUACAUGGUGCUCAAUAGGGGUUUUGUAUCAGCAGCAGAACCAGCCUAUGGAUGCUCUACAGGCCUACAUUUGUGCUGUUCAGUUAGACAAGACUCAUACAGCAGCUUGGACCAAUCUUGGUAUUUUAUAUGAGAGUUGCAAUCAGCCUCGAGAUGCAUAUGCUUGCUACAUAAAUGCAACUCGAGGGUUGGGAUCAGCAGGAGGUGGCCCUGUGAGUCCAAACAACAACACUUGUGGCAGCAGUUUAACAGUGUUGUCAAGUGGACAGCAGUUCCGGCUGCCUGGAGGGAUGCAUCCUAAUCUGGGGCAGCGUAUUAAGUACUUGCAGAGUCAUCUCGCUAGUGCUCCCAUGCCUAGUGUGAACAGCAAGCGUCGGCAGUUGCCUUCAAUUGAAGAAGCAUGGAACCUGCCAAUUAAUGCAGAAAUGUCUUCCCGGCAGCAGCAGCAACCUGGAGCUGCAAUUAUUCAACAGAAGACUGGUGCUUCUCCUGUUUACCCUAACACUUACAUGCAGAGUGGACAGUUCCAACAAUAUCAGAAAAGUCUGAAUUGCCAUCAGAUACCCCAGGGACCACCUCCUCCCUACACCAUGCAGAAUACUACACCCACCAAGAGGUUCAAGAUUGGAAGCAGCAUACCACAUCAGGUGUUGCCUGUAAACGUGACAUCAGGAGAUAGUCUGAGCAAUUACCAUCAGCAUCCUUCUCAUCAGCAUCAACCUCAGCAUCAACCUCAGCAUGCACCUCAUCCUGCACCUCAGCAUGCCCCUCAACAACUGCCUCAGCCCCAAGUAUCUAGUUUUCAGCACAUGCCAGCAUUCCAACCUCCAUCGCCAGGCUGCAAGGACUUGACCAUGAGUGAGCAAGACCUGCAGGCACUGUUGUCACACAAAGACAUUGCGACGUGUUUAGCAGAGGACCUAUUGAAACAUUUCUCCUCUGGAACAGGAGAUGAUACUAGCCAGUCACAGAUUGUUGGAAAUUCAUUGCUCAGUUCUGGACCAUUCUCCCCUUCCAUUUUAGAAAACUUACCUCCUGAAAGCAAGACUCCCUCUAGUGCUGAAGUGCAAAUUUUAUCUCCAGAAAAAGAAAAGAUCUGUGAAGGGAAUUUUGAGAGUACAGAUGUUGAAGUGGAAAUAAUUUCUUCAACCAUUUCAUGCAUAAAAACAUCAGCAAAGGAAGAACCUUGUGUAAAGAUACCACCACAAUUGCCACCACCAGUAUUAGAACUGCCAGAAUUGUGUGAUGAAAUGCAGUCUGAUAUGGUUUUCAGUAUUGACAUGAAAGCCAAGGAAAUAAUAGAAGUAUGUCGGGGUCAUGGAGUGAAUGGCGUUUCAAACUGCAGUAUUCUUUCGGAAAGAGCACCACCACCUCAACCGCCUGAACCACCUCAGCAAAAACUGACUCGUGAACAGUUAUUGCCUCCAACACCUUCCGUCUAUUUGGAAAACAAGAAGGAUGCAUUUAGUCCACAACUUCAAGAAUUCUGUCUCAAACAUCCUAUAGCAGUUGUUAGGGGGCUGGCUGCUGCUCUAAAACUAGACCUUGGUCUUUUUUCUACAAAGACUCUAGUUGAAGCAAAUCCAGAUCACAGUGUGGAAGUUCGGACACAAAUGCAACAGACCUCGGAUGAAAAUUGGGAUCCUCAGCAAGGUCGUAAAGUGUGGGCAUGCAUCAGCCACCGUUCUCAUACAACAAUUGCAAAGUAUGCCCAAUAUCAGGCUUCAUCUUUUCAAGAGAGCUUAAAGGAUGAACGAGAGAAAGCUGCUGGUAUUCACAGCAGUAACCAGUCAGAUUCAGAUUCUAAAGAUUCCACGGGAAAUAUAGUACGGCGUAAGAAUAAAGCCCCUUGUACUCCUGGAAGCUCAAUUGGCGGUAGCUGUGGUAAACCUGGUCCUAAGAUGCUUAGAUUUGGUACCAAUGUAGAUCUUUCAGAUGAAAGGAAAUGGAGACCACAGUUACAAGAACUAAUGAAGCUGCCAGCGUUUGCAAGAGUUGUAUCUGCAGGCAACAUGUUGUCUCAUGUUGGACAUGUUAUUCUUGGAAUGAAUACUGUCCAACUUUACAUGAAGGUGCCAGGCAGUCGAACUCCAGGUCAUCAAGAAAACAAUAAUUUUUGUUCCAUCAAUAUCAAUAUAGGACCUGGAGAUUGUGAGUGGUUUGCCGUUCCCGAUGCUUAUUGGGGUGUUGUAUACAGCCUGUGUGAAAGGAACAAUAUAAAUUAUCUUCAUGGUUCUUGGUGGCCUUCCCUAGAAGACUUGUAUGAAGAAAAUAUUCCUGUGUAUAGAUUUUUGCAAAGACCCGGGGACUUAGUAUGGGUCAAUGCAGGGUGUGUUCAUUGGGUGCAAGCAGUUGGCUGGUGCAACAACAUAGCCUGGAAUGUGGGACCUCUCACAAGCCGUCAGUACCAGCUGGCUAUUGAACGAUACGAGUGGAAUAAAUUACAGAGUUUCAAGAGUAUUGUGCCAAUGGUACAUUUGUCAUGGAACCUGGCACGAAAUAUUAAAGUUUCAGAUAAAAGACUGUUUGAGCUUAUUAAGAGCUGUUUACUACAUACCCUCCGUCAGUGUUGUCUCAUCUUGGAGUUUGUCAAAUCCAAAGGUGUUGAAGUUCGUUUUCAUGGCCGAGGAAAGAAUGAGGCAUCCCAUUAUUGUGGUCAAUGUGAGAUUGAAGUGUUCAAUAUUCUUUUUAUUCGAGAACAAGAAAAGAGGCAUGUAGUUCACUGUAUGGACUGUGCAAGAAAACAGGCGCCUACAUUGGAAGGUUUCGUCUGUCUGGAGGAAUAUCGUAUGUCUGAACUAAACGAAGUGUUCGACAACUUUGUGCUUCAUCCUGUGCAAAGUUCAUCAGGCCAGGUGGGUCAAGGACAAUUGUGAUAAAUCCUGAUGCUCGCUUUCUUCAUUCAUGAACUGAAGAAUACAGGAGGAGAUUCAACUACAAACACUGCCAUCCAUGUACCAACAUGUGUUCUGACAAAACUAAGGCCGUUGCAAAGACUGUUGUAGAUAGAGAAUUUUUUUCUUUGUGAGGGCAUAUCUUUAUAAGAUUGUAUAAAUCUGUUUGAACAUAAGUUAUGUGAUCUCAGUAGAAACCAAUUUAGCCAUGGCUCCAAAGUUAUAUAUUAGUUAAGAAUCUAGCCAUAAAUUGCAAAAGACUAUAAUCUUGUAUAUGCACUUUGUACACAUUUGAGUAUUAAUUAAUUUGGGGAAAAAAACACCAGAAUUAUAUGUAUAUACAUGGUUUUUACACAGAAUCAGGAUGUUGACAUGUGUGCAUUAUUUUAUACACGUGCCCAGAGUAUUUUUAAAUACAAAAUAAUAGUGACAUAGUCUUUUUCUGUAAUGCAAUUCCUUAUUGACAUGUUCUAGAAAUGAAAUAGAUACAGGUGCUGUAUGUAAUGAACAUCAGUAAGACUUGUGCUGAUAAACAUGGUGCAAAAAAAUAUUUCAUGAAGUAUGCUGCUCAUACUAGUCUAAUUUACUUUCUUUGAAAUUGAUUUGAAAUAAAUACUAAUUCAACAUGAUUGUGCAAUAUCAUGGUAAACUGGUGAUAAUGCCCUGUAAUCAUGUAGAGCACAUUUGUUAAUGCAAGAAUAAUCAUUGUAGGUAUAAAAAAUGCAUUCAUUUUACUAUGAUUUGUUUUGCUAUUACAGAGAAAUAUCUUUAUGUAUAUAAGUGUUUUUCUGUUUUGUCUGUGCCAUUUUGUGAGGUUACUGCUGUUUUUUUCAGCAGUCAUAAAAUAAUGUUUUGUAUUUAUGUGUUCAUGAUCAUGUGGACAUAUAUAAUUAAGUCACUGUAUAUAAAUAUAAUGUAUAUAAUAUUUAAAAAUGUAUAUAAAAUGUGCAGAAUAUUUAUAGUGGGCAUUAAAGAUGAAAGUAGUUUUUAUUAUCAGCAGCAUUCAUGUAAGUACGGUUCAUUCGUACAUUGAAACAUUUUUAUUUUACUUGUUGACAAUUAUUACUGCUAGUUGCAGUUAAGCAUAAUUACUAUUUAUACUUUUAAUCAAAUUAAAUCUAUACAUUAUCUUUUGCAGUAGUUCCCAAAGCAUAAUGGUGUGUGAAUGUGUGUAUUAAUGCUGUGCAAUAGGAAGAGAUCAGGUGAAGUUAUUUCUGAUUAGAUUGAUACAACAUAGGAAUUCACUUAAUAUUUUUUUUUCAAAGUAAAUUAAACUGGCUCCAUUGAUUUAAAUACAACUCAUUAAUUUUUUAUUUACUUGUAUUUUUAUAAGUAUGAAAGUUCUUAUGUGAUAUAUAUAUAUAUAUAUAUAUAUUUUUUUGCAAGAGAAAAGGUAAGUAUGCCUGGUUAUUAAGUUUAACUUUUUUACUCUAUUUGAAUUAGGUAAUGGUUUGUGGUGAAGAUAUCUAUAGAACUAAGAGUAAUGGAUAGCUCAAAACCACAAAUUUUCUUAAAUAAACAAUAACAUGUACAAGACUUUAGUGGAAGUGAAGCAUGCUAAAAACUAGAACAUAAGUUUUGCUAAAGUUAGGCACCAACAAAUUUAAUAUUUAUCAUUGACUUUUUUUCUGAUUUAUGCUGUUUGAUUCAGCGAGACUAUUAUUUAGUGUCCAAAACUGUUUGCUAAUUGUUUAGCUAUAUUUUAAAUUAUGUAGCAGAAGUCUUCUCAGAUAUAGUAGAAAAAUAAUUAUUUUGCACCAUUGUGUAAUCUGUCUAUUUUUUGUUUUGUGUUAAAUGCUUAUACUUUCACCUGUUCACAGAUGUCUAAAAUAUGGUACUUCACUAGUUGUACAUUAACAGUAGUGGCCUUGAAUAGGAGUCAACAUUACUGAACAUUGGUUAUGUAAAAUAAUUGCAUUAUAAGUUGAACAAAAAUGUAUAAUAUAUUGAUGCCUGUUAGCAAAACUUAACUCUUACAGUUAAUAGAAACCACUCACAGCCAUUUUUAAUUCCUAAGUGGGAUAUUUAUCGUUAAAAGUCAGUUUUAUAAUAUAUAACUGCAGAAUAUCAAACUAUUUGAAAAUAAACUGCAGUUCUAGUAUUUUUUUUUUUUUUUUUUUUUCAAAUUCCUCACCUUAUUUCCAUGUCUUCAGUAAUUUAAAAUGGCAAAUUUUUCUUUGAAAGUCAGUUUUGUAAUUUAAUAUAUAACUGCAAAAUAAAAACCAGUGUUAUAAAAUAAACUGCAAUUCUGGGUAUAAUAUUUUGUGUUUUUUUGAGUUCCCUAUCCUAUUACCAAGCAUUUGACAGUUUAAAGACUAGGAAAUUGUGCAGGGUUUAAAUGUUCCUGACUGAGUUAUUUCACUUCAGUAAAACUCUGUUGUUAUGACCCGAUUUUUUACAAUCAUCUCUCUGUCAUAACCUCUUUUUGAGGAACUGUAAAAAAAAUUGUGUUAGGAAGUCAAAAGUUUAAAGUAAAUCUGCCAAAAAUUUGAAUUGAAGCAUGUUGCACUGCAUUUCUCUAGGCGAGUGCUGUACUGUACAUGGCGCAUUAGACACCAUCUCCCCUUGUCGGAUCAUCUUCACUUUCCUACCUGAGAUAAUGGUUCCGGUUCCAUGGCGCCAGCCAGCAGCCCAGCGCCUAUCAGCAAACCAUUGCUAUAUUACUUGCUCUCUCUGCUUUUGGUAAUACUAGAAAGCUUGAGAAAUUCAUGAUCGUGACAACUCUAAAAAUAACGUGAUUUGUUAUGCUUUGAAGUUGAAAUGUUAUUUUCUAAUUUUUUCAUCUUUUGCAUGAAUUCCUACAGAAAUGGGCUCUCAUUUUAUGACUUUAUCGUCAAGUAUCUCAAAACGGUGCAGUAAAGAAAAAAUGUACCUAUAGAAUAAAACUUGUUGCAAAUUUAAUUAUGAACAAAAAGUUGUCUACUAAAUUUUUAGUAUAUCUAAUCAUUUUAAUUUUAUUGGCAAAUCUCCAUAUGCUCGGCUGCACGUCCGUUUUGUACUUCCUCCACUGAAACUCCAAGCCCUUCUGAGCUGUCAACUGUCAACCACGUGACGAACCUAGUUGAAAUACUACACACUCUGCCGCUAAACUACAUACAUAAGCUACUUUUGGCUGCAUCCUGAACCACUGGUGUGGCAGAUGAGACAGGAUAACACUUUGGAAUUUGGAAAAGGGGGGAGUGGUUUGGAAGUGGUCUUCAUUCUCACGUCAGAUGACCACCACUAUGCCAGCACGAUAAUAAAGCGAUGUCACAGGGAGGGCUUAACCUUAAUGGCCUCUCUGACAUAUAUAGUUAGGCACAAGUCUAAUAAACUUAUUUUAUUUAAAAUUACUUUUAUUUCCCUCAUGAAAUCACUGCUAAAUUUACUUAGUUUGUUAAAAGAUUCUCUUGGCCACAAUUUUGCCUGUGUUUAUGCUUGUUUUGGUGACAUUAGGUGGUAGAAUAUGCUGUCCUUGGUUUUUUUUUUUGUCUGAACAUGAAUGCUAUUAAAAUAAAUUAUAUUUAAUUUUUAAAGCUGGUCAAUUUCUUGCCACAGAUGACUAAACACUGACUUGGUGCAAAAAAUGGCAUAUUUUACUUGCAUGAAUGCUGUCUCUAAGAAUUUUAACUUAAUGAAUAAGAACACCCCUUUUGUUGCAACUGCCUAGGAAGCAUCAUUUUGGCAUACACUGCAUGCUAAACUACAGUACCUGGUACAUAGGCAAUCUGAAUUACAAAACUGAUUUUCAAGCUUGAAUAUAGCCCUUAUGAAUUAAGAAAUACUGUGAAUGGCUCCAGUUCCCAUAAGGAAUCCUCAUGAAAAAUAUUUUGGAUGAGUGUCUGAACAACCUCUGUGUAUGAGUUUGCUCGUUUAUGUGUGGGUGUGUAUAUACCUAUGCAUAGUUAGUUAGUGGCUAGAAGUUCUGGCUGUUAGCCAAAAGUCUCAUUCGCUUUAGGGUAAUUUCCUUCCCAAGUUCAGGACUAGGUGGUAUGUUGUCCGUUCACCUUAACACUGUGGAAGACAAUGGCAAGGCAAUGGCAGACCACUGGUGAAUAUGCUUAUUAUGUAUGCUCUGGUCAUCACUACUGAUGUGUUUGUGUAUAUAUGUAUAUAUAUAUAAUAUAUCUGUGUAUAUAUAUAUAUAUUUACACACACAGUUACAUAACCAGUUAUUUUUAAUUGUAGACAUUGUGCUGGUACAAGGAAUGUAUCUUGACAAAUAAGAUAACUCUUUCUAAUAUUGGUAUUAAUUUUUCAUUCUGCAGUCUAUCCUGCAGUUGGGAGUGGGACAACAGCCAUUGGUACACAAUACUGUGAAGAUUUUUUUUAAUUAUUUAAACUAGUAAUGGGAUGGUUGGUUCCUCAGUCCUGCUGGUACUCAAGAGAACCAUAAGAACUGCGACUGACGAUGUGCAGGUCAUGAUUCUUCUACUAAAAACAAACGGUUAACUUUGAAAUAUCAACACACUGUAAAUGUGACUUAGUUCAUACUGAAUUUGCAAACAUUUCAUGAUUUCACCAUUUGCCUUUAUCCUAUGUUACUUCGAUUUAAAGUUCAAAACUUGUCAGCAUGAAAUAGAAAUCAGUACGGAAAAACGAGACAUGAAGAAUGUUGUGACCUGACUUAUCAGCAGUGGUUUAUUUUUUUUUAUUGUUCACUAGUUGAUGCAAGAGGGUUUGGCUGCACUAGUGGUGAGCAUGCAAUGUACCCUUGAUACUGUAUCAUAGAAGUGUUUUAUUAGUUUAAACUUAAAACAAAAAUUGUAACAUUGCACUUGCAAUUUACUUUUACAGUGCAUUUCUAGUCAUCAGAAUUGUAUUUUGAGUUUUUUUUUAUCCAGCUAUAAUGAUCUUAAGUUGGCAGAAUGAAAUGAAGUCAGUUGAUGAAGCUUGUCUUGUGCCGUUGCCGACAUAUUGAAACUCUUAAUUUGCUGAAUUUAGUGUGGGUUUGCAUUGUUACAAACUGUUAAAGAAAGUUAUUAAAGUUGUGACUAGUGUUAUAUUAUUUAUAGGAAAUUUCCAUGUAGACUUUUAAUUUAUUGCAACAUGACUCUCUUGUAUAUGUCAUAUUUACUAGUGUGCAAUGGAGGUGGUUGUUGUGAAAUAUCUCGUGUGUUUGAUAGAGAUUAUUAAGUAACACAUUUUCUUUCUAAUUUUGAUCUUUUAAUACAACACAAGUUGUUUAAACAAUCACUGCACUUUGACAUUCCAAAAUCGGUCCAAUCCUAUGUUUUGUUAAAUUUAUGACGUAAAACUACCGAUUUAAACGUAAAGCCAAAUUCCUUAUGAACAAAAAUUUUAAAAAUCACAUGUUCAAAAAAUUUGGACGUAUAAGCAAUGAUCGCCAAGUAUUUUAGAUCAUUGUCCACUAGUCAAUUGACAUAUGUAGUGACACAAGAUAAACUGCUCAUUAUACACCAUAAUAUUACCUGCUUGAUGUAGGUUGCAUGUGUUUCAGAAUGAUUAAAUAAAUAAAUGUACAAGUUACAACCUGUAAUUUCCAUCAUUAUGGUUAUAAUGUUGAAGAGUUACUUGUGAUUUACAUGAAUUAUUGAUACAUGUAAAUCAUAUUCUUGUGUGAUAAAAAAAAAUGUAGCCUCAUAGUAAAAUUUUAACCAUGUUGAACAUUCUAUUAAGAACAGCGAUGCUAUCUUUUUUUUUUGUAUUCAUUUCUCUAUGGUAACUCAAUGUGUUAAGGCUCAGUUUCACAUACCAUGUUGAUUUUAUAAUUUUUUAUGUCAUGCCAGUGAUGAUAAUUGCAUACAAAUGCGCAAAUUUUUGCACCCAUUUUAGUAAAUCAAUAUUUGUUGAAAUUAUUUGGGACAGAAGAACAAAUACAAAGGAGGUAUUUUGUUAAAAUUUACAGAAAUAGUCUUUAAAUAACAGUUAUGGUCAUAAAAUUUAAAAAAAAAAUCAACUUGAUGUGACACCGAGCCUCAAGGAGGUAUUAUUCUAAAUUAUUUUGCUUCUAAUAUUUCAUGUUUUUCCACAUGAUAUUAAAUCAAUUCAUAAAAUGAAUGUAUUUUUAUUUAUUAAAGCUUUUUCUUCUCUUCUAAACAAUUUCAUAUUUCAUGUUUUUUGAUGACCUUAAGGCAAAUUUUUAUGUCAAUUCUAGACUGUGCUGAAAGCAAUAAUUCAUGUGCUAUACUGUUUUGGGUUAACCAAUCCUAUGUACUCCUCUUUUUUUAAAUACUUUUUUUAGGCUAGGAUUCAUCAAUCUAUUAAAAAAAUUAUAUUUUUGUCAAACCCCUGAAAAAAUGAUGUCAUUAGUUGUUGGAAAAACUAGUUUUUAUUGAUUUAAUGAAUGAUAUACUAAAAAUAAAGUAUUUGAAGAUUAAGGCUACAUGCGAAUGGCUAACACAAAACUGUAUACAGCAUGAUUUAAUGUUUCUAGUCCAUGCUAGGACUGACAUAAAAAUUUGCCUUCAAGUUCAUACACAAAUAUGAAAUAAGGAUUUGUUUAGUAAGAAAAAAAACCUUUUAUAAAAUGUGGUUAAAUUAUGUAUGUAUUAAAAAUAAUGUGCAAAACAUGAAAUAUUAUAAGCAAAUUUAUUUAUUCUACCUCCUUAAACACACUAAUCAGUGACCAGUGACCAAGUGUUGAACUUGUUUUGGUUUUUAUUAUGUUGUUUAAUCAUGUUGGAUGUUCGAAAUCACUUUCAGGUUGACAUUCAUGAAGCACUCUUUAAUUACUGUUAUACGAGAAUAUCACAAGGUGUACGUAUAACCUUAGUAAACAUCUUUGUUCUCAGUUGAAAUAAUUAAUUGAAAAUUAUUUAUCUCUAGCAUCAACAAAAACUGUCUCAUCACAUUCAAAUGAAAAGGUAGAUGAUCCUUGUGAAUAUCAAAAUACUACUUUUGAGUCCUGGCUCAAGCAAGUAGCAGAAAGUGAAAGUAGCAGUUCAUCUUCUACUUACCAGCCGGCAAAUAUGAGCCUGAAAAGCAAGUCUCACUCAGCAAUGUACUUUGACUAGUUUUAUAUAUUUUUAUAUACAAGCAUUAAGCCUGGUGGCUCUAGAAGUUUGAAAAUCAUGCCUCUCACUUUAGUUCAUUAAGACAAUCAACCAUCCAGUGUUUGAGAUAAAGUGUUGUUCAGUAAGUUUAUUUCUCAAGAACCUCAUUACAAUUUGCCAUCCAGGAAAAACAUAUCCAAAUAGGUAAUUCUUGAAUUGUAUUUAGAAGUGGAGACAGAGCUGCAAGAAAGUGAAUCUGUAGCUGUUACAACUGAUAUGUAUACAUCCACAUUUCAUCAUGAUUAUCUGAGCUGUUUGGAUUAUCAGUUGCACUAAAACAUCUCUGCAUUAAAAUAAUUUUUUCUCAGAGAUAAGCUACAAAUUUCAAAUGUGUGAGACUUCAUUAUCACAACGCUACAAAAGUGGAUGGGGCCUGGUCAACAGUCACAGCAUUUAAUCUAGACAACGCCCAAAAUGUGUCAAGACUGAAAAUGUCUCAGAUUCCACACAUGUAAUGCUUUCAUGCACUUUCCAGCAAAUAGUGAAAGAUGUAUUCUUAAAUAACAAGAACAUCUCCAAUUAUAUCAGAAGUUGGUGGGUCAUUUCAAGCACUAUGCACUUGCAUGUAAAUUUUUGAAUAAGUCUGAAGCUAACCUAUAUACCCUAUCGUCACCUCGUACAAGACGAACCCACAAGUUGGGACUCUUUGCCUAUGGUGCGAAAUCUACUUCAAGAAAGGUCAGCAAAUGUGUUAGCUCGUGGAGAAUCAAAAAUGUUGAUUUUACCCAAGACCAGUGGACCAUCUUGGAGAGUUGCUAACCCAUUCUCCGAAGAUUUGAUUAUGCAGCAUCAUUUGGUAAACACUGCUUCAGAAGUGAUUCCUCUUAUUUAUCUCAACAGGCACGAGCUAGAGAACUGUGCACCACCUGCCUUAGGUCUUCAGAGCCUGCAAGAAUGAUCUAGUAGCAUUUCUCGACAUUGAAGAUGAUGAAGAUGAUGUGCUCUAUAACCUCGCGACACUAUGAGAUCCAAAUCAGAAAACAAGUUCAUACCAGAAUGAAAAAAAAGAAGCUUUUUAAGGAUAAGUUAUUGACAUUAGCUAAGGCUGUUGUUAAUAAAACAACCUCGCAGUUUGGUCUAGGUAUAAAUGCAUUUUCAAUAAGCAGGCAGCUAUUUGUGAUGACAACAUAAUGGGAUGUGAAGUUUGUGUGUCUUUGUGAUCGCCUUCUGUUCCCAGGCAAAAAGUAUUUCUGACUACUGGAAGGAUCAUAAAUCUUUAUCAAGGUUGCCAAAAGUGCCAAAAAAAUAUUUGUGCAUUUGCCCUGUAACUGUCACUUCAGAAAGACUGUUCAGCACUGCAGGAAAUAAAAAUGACAAAUGCAACACAUUGAAUCCUGAGCUAGUGAAAAUGACUGUGGUUUUGAUUUAAAAUGUUUGAAAUUCAGAGCAAACAUUUUACCUGGUUCUACAACUUUUGUGUUUGUAAAUGUUUUUCUUUUAAAUUACAUGUAUUUGGUGCAAUAUUUAAUGAUUUUUACUUGUCAUAUUGAUCUACUAGCUACUGUGUUAUUUUUGUCCAAGACACAGGUGCUUUUAAUUGUGCAAUAGAUUUAAGUCCUAUCUUGUUUUGAUUUUCACAUGCCAGAAUCUGUGGUAUUUUUUGUAUUCUUCAUAAAUGUUGUUCUUGUGAAAUGUUUAUCGUAGCUUUUACUGGCAAAUAAAAAAAUUGUUUUUAAAUUGUUCAAUAUUUAAAAAAAAAAAAACUUUUUUUUUGCAAAUCAAUUUGUUUUUAGGAAUGGAAUAAAUAAUAUUUAAAUGUAUUCAUGUAUAUUUUAAAUGUUCGGCUUUAGUUUGGUUGCGUAGAGGUUAGUUAGAUGGUGUUUAGGUUGGUCAUUUUUUAGAGAAACAAAAAUUAGGGUAUCAGUUUAAUAUUAUAAAUCGAGAAUUGAAAAUAAAAAUAAAUAAAUGUGUUUGCAAUACUAAAGCCACCCUGCCAGAUAGUUCUUUCAUUGCCUUGCCAUAGCUCUAGUGGAGGACCAUUUUUUGAAGCUAGGAAAAAAGAAUUACCACUUGAAUUUUUCGACCUCUCCAUGUGUUUACUGCUAAAUUAGUAGUUGCAAACUUAGAAGAUUUAUAUUACUUAAUAAUUUCAGUUUUGUCAUGCUAAUUGCACACUGCAUUUCAUUGUUGAGAUUAAUUUGUCAUGCGUGCUCCUCCUUCGCCUUCCACUCAACGUAAAUGUUGGUGAUUUUUUUUUGCCAGCUAGUCAGUAGGUUCUAUAAAUUAAACACUAUAAUAUAAUGUAACUGUUUGAAAUAAUCAUAUAAUUACCUAUGGAGCGAGGUGACUAAGUGGAAAGACACUAGACUCAUUCGAGAAGUCUUGGGUUCAAAUCAUGGUGUGGCUAUUCUGAUUUCUGUUGUCCAUGGUUUUCUGCUUUCACUCCAGCUAAAUGUUGGUAUGGUUCCAAAUUUCUUCUCCAAUAUCCAUCCCUAUUCUGUGUAGUUGUGUGUUAUUGUCUCAAAUUAUGCAAAUCCAAUUAAAAUUAAAUAAAAAAUAAAGUUUCUUAGUGUCUGUUUUACCUCCUGCAGCAAAGUCUCAAGUUAAGCAUCUUGCAGUCAAUGCUAACAUUCUACUACACCAACACGAGUAUUCAACAACUGUUGUGAAUGUCCAUGUUCAGUAUUGGGAGGCAAGAUUUGGUCAGACCGUGUAUGUUGGUAACAAAAGUUUUUAAAACUGGUGAUAGUGACUUCCUACCAUUUGAAUAACUUGGCCCAAAAAUGUUUUUAUUAAAUUAAAUUUUAUUUACAUGUAACAUAUCUAUAUUUAUUAAUUUUGAAUUGAAAUUUUUCUUUUAAUAAUAGUUAAAAUAUAUAUAUUUAUAACACAUUUAUCAUGCAACUUAAUGAAGCACUUAAUUUUUUCGUAGAAGAAAUAUACUUUAAAAGCCAGAUAAAUUAGAAAAAUUACAGUUUUAAUUGAUACAGGUAUUUUUAUGUUCCUGAAAUUUGCUGGAUAAUAUGUGAUUUAUAUUGUCUCAACACAUAGCAGCACAUGCAUUCUUCCUAAAAUUCAUGCAUUAAGUAUUGCUUUAUUGUUUUACAUCAGUAAAAAUCUUGUCAUUUGUAUGUCCUGUGGAUGAAUGCUGAAAUACAAUACUUUGUAUUUUUAUCUUGACUGUCUUCACUGCACCACAUUCUCUCUGGUUUAAAACAAAGUAUCAGAUAGUCACUCGCCCAUUACUAAACAAAAACUAUUUUUAAAAUGGUAUUUGAAAUUGUGUAGUUCACAUCAAAAAUUGGCACAUCAAAUUCAAAUUAAGCUUUACUGGGAUUUCCCCCCCCCCCCCCCCUCAUCAAAUAUGCUCUAAAGGCUGUAAAACAAAAUUUUUUGUAGAAAUGAUUUUAUAAUCUCACAACAUUAUUUCAGUAUGAUUACUAUGAUAAUAUCUACUUGUACACAAGUUUGAUUAAAUUUAGUACAGGGGAAAUGAUUCAGUACAUUUUACUAGUUGAGCUAAUGUAAACAACUUUAGUAAAGAGAGAGUGAUAGUGGUUAUUGGCCCUGUUGUAUCCAAAUUGUAAUUUGACAUUUUGUUUCAUAAAUGUAACACUUAUUUUUACUGUGUAUCACAAAUUUUGUCCUGAUGCUGUUAAAUAUUCAGUGCAUUUAGAUGAGAAUGAUAAAAAAAAUGUAUUAUUACAAUUCUUUUGACCUAGCUUGUACAUCAUUUAUUAUUUUAAUUUCUGUACUUUCAAUUUUUUUUUAAUUCUUAUUCUAUCUGUAAGCUUAAGUAGUUGGUAUGCCACAAGAAUGUAUGUGAUCCUUGUCUGCAGUAUAAUUUUUUGGGAACUACUGUUUUGUAUAAAGAAUUAUUCAAGAUGUUAUUUUGGACACAUGCCAUUGCUGGUUGCUCUGUAUGACAUGCAGCGUAACCAGCAGUGGUGUAUGCCCAAUGUAGCGACUUGAAUCAACCUUCCCCGUUGCAAGAACCAUUCAAAGAACUUAUGUAUGUCAAAUAUCCAGAGGAAGGUUUUUCUCCCUUAAGAAUAAUAAUUGUCAUUAACAGUCGUAACCAUUCUUUGGCUUUACAUCCAGGGGAGCAGUCUGAGAUAGUGCCGGUUUAGGUACCUCGUCUUCCGAUAACCUGGGUUCAAACACUAUAAUGUUCACACCACUCUGUGCCUUAACCUAGUCUAAACUGGUACCUCUUCCCAUGAUCGAAAUACAUGUGCAUUCUCCUCCCUCUCCUCUGGUUUUAAUUGUACAGUUAUGUAAAACCUUUAUCACAUCUUUCAGAGGAAGUGGUGCCAUGCUGGUUUGAUUUCAGAUUUAGAAUGCUGAUAUAAAAAAAAGAUUGAAAAUUUCCAUUGUGCUCAAUGCAGUACAACUCUCACAUAUGGCAGGAUUGGUUAAAGGCAGAGUUGCUUUUUUUUUUUUGGCAAGUUAUUACUUGUUUUACAUUUAUAAUUGCCCACAUGGCCUGUUUUAUAAUAGUGUUAUUGUGUAACGUCUUUUUGUAUGUCAUUUUUUUAUUUUAAUCAUUCUUCUUGGGUAAAUAACCAAAAAAAAUUUAAGGUGAAGUUCGUAUUGUACUAAGUAAUUCUGUGAGUUUAAAGUUAAUGGUUACAUACAUUGUCUACAUGUAGUGAAAAUUUACGUAUUAAUUUAAUUCAAGUUAUUCCUUUAAAGUACUUGGUAUUUGUGUUAAUGCUACUGAAAUUUUUGCGUUACUAGUAUGAAUACAGGUAUUAUUGUCUUUUAUUCAUAUUUAUGUUGUAUAUUUAUUUGUAAUGCAUCCUUCUUUUAUAGAUGAUUUUAUGGUAUCUAAAAAAAACACCUAUAAGUGCUUUCUAUUGAAAAAUUUAUUGUUUUGUUUUCUUGUGCUCUUUUUUUCAUUUUUAUCAACAUUCAGACUGAUGUUUUGUAACAUGCUGAAAGUAAUGCUUUUACUACUAGGCCACUUGAAAACAAAAAAAGUUUAUAUUAUUUUAUGAGUAUGUUAAACAUGUGCCCUUUGCACGAUGAUAGUAUUCCUUUCAUAAUAUUUGUUGCCUGUAUAUGUCCAAAUCUCAUUAAAUUUAUCUGCUGGCAACCUUGUUCCACAUCGGUUCCACAUCGUAGCAAAGUAUUUUGAGUUUCUAAUUAGGUGGAAUGAAAUGUGUUUGUUUGUAGUUUAUAUAUAUAUUUAUAAAAACACAUGUUACACACCUGAUUAAUCAUGAUUAACGUUACCUACUUGCACAAAAAGUACCACAUUUAUAUAUUAAAAUACUGUUGAACAAACUAACAAAUUUUUACUACAAAUGGCUACCUUUUUUUUAAAAACCAUUCAAAAACUUUUAUAACCUUUAUUCACGUUAGACUUGAUUGGAGUAUAUUUAAUUAAUGCAAAUUCCUGUAGUAAAAAAUAUUUAACCAGCGUGCCAUUGCCAGUGGCUAUAAAACAGUUGAAUCCUGUCACAUAAAAGUGAGUAUGAGAAAUUUUAACACACUGUAAAGUCACGACACUUUCAAGUGAGGUGUUGAUCCAGAUGCAUUUCAUGGUACAGAAGCAGUAAUAAUGUGCUGUGUGUAAAAUGAAGAAGCUACUGGCAUAACUUGUUAGCAGACCUCAUUGAUUUGACUUUAAAAUAUAGCCAUAAAAACUUAAAGUUCUCUAUAAGCAUUAAUAAAAUCAACAAUUUAAUUGCCAUGUUUCAAUAUAUAAACACCAGAGUAACACACAAGCAUGGCUUGAUAUUUUUUUAUGCAGUGUAGUUCACUCCAAACAGCGAGCCAUUGUUUCAACUGCAUAAAGAAAUGUCCAAACCUUGACCUUGUUGUACCAGACACUCCAUCCCCUUCUGAGCCAAAAAUCAACCACUUACCAUCUGUGUAAAAGGAGAGGGUUUACAGCUUUGCCCAUCGAUAAAAUAUAUUUAAAUCCCAUAACUACUGCCAGUUAAUUUUUCUUUCUGUUUAUAAGCAUGUUUGAAAAUCUUUGAAAUUAUCUUUGGAAACUACUGAUUGCUUCCGCUGUGUUUCUUUAUAGUCAAAGGCAUUGACAUAUCUGUUUCUACAAAAACUUCAGCCGUUCUUUGUCGUACUAACAUUUAUUUUCAGAUCAGUUUCAGGGACACUGAAAAUUUAUAUUAUAUUGCCACAAACAACAUACAUUGUUUUAUAAAAUUACAUCAACGUUUUAUGAUAAUUAGCAACUUGUUUAAGCAGUUAAUAAUAAAAAAUGAAAGUUUUGGCUGUUUAUUGCGGUAGUUUUUAAUGUUAUGUUUAAUAUAAUGUUAAAUGUGUUUACAACACGUGGUGUAACCACCUGAACAGUAACAAACCUCUUCUGUGGCCGUGUGCCAAGAACAGCACUCAAUACAGAUUAUGGUAGUACUUGCUGGCAGUGCCAGCAUUUUAACUUCAUGUUUAUGCCAGGUUUGUGCAGUAUAGACAUGCCAGCACUUAAAAAUUUUCAAACAAAUUUUAAAAGUUUUGUUUUUGUGAAUAAAUUAAAUACUUCAGAAAGUGGCACUGAAAAUCCGAAAAACAUUAAAAAAUACCCAGAUUAACGUAAGUUUACUGUAUAGUAUAAUAUAUGUGUAUAUAUGCGUAUUUGUAUAAAUGAAAUUCUCCUGUUUUAUGUUAUACAGUAGGGAUUGAAUCUUUGAACUUGUCAUGCCAUGUGGCUGUAUUUCACUAUUCUUAUAUUCUCGUAUGUUACAAAACAUGAAUCUCUGCUGUUACAAAGGUUGUGUUUUGGGAAAAUGAAAUCUUAGAGUAUUUAUUCAUUUUCAAAACUAUGUUCCUCUAGUCCUAACCUUAAGCUGUAGUGUAUUUUCUAUAUGGUCAUAAAUUGGUUGCUGUAUAUAAAAAUGUAUGGCUACCCUUUUGUUGGCUUAGUCUUCUUUUCUGCAAAUUUUUAUUGUGUUGAAUUAGGAAGCGCACAAAGUUUGUAAAGCUGGGUUCACAAUUAAAAAAUGUGAGUUGAUAUCAGACCACACACGUGAAAUUGGUCCACACUUGAAAUUGUACUUUUAAUGUCAGUCAGUGAAGUUUCGCAAUGUAUCUGACAUUAGUUGGUAGUGUUGGUAAAUAACCAUAAUAACUACCAAAUGAUUAUCCCUGGACAUCUGACCAAUAUGUGAACACUGUUUUUUCAACUAAUUAAUAUGGUUCAUGUAAUUGUUAAGUGUUUAUUUACAUUAAUUGCUAGAAAAGUUUUAUAAGUAAUAGCAUUAAUUAAUUUUUAAAGCAAGAAUUACACCUGAGCAUUGUAAUCUCUACAAUUUCUUGCUACAAUAUGAUUGUAGUCCUGCCAAAAUGGCAUCCUGCUCUACUCUCGUUGGCUGUCGUGGCAUGUAUUUGUAACAGAAUGCGCACGACCUCUCUCCUACCCACAUGUCCUGUACGCUAUUGUGAAUCAGUAGCUGUAUCCGAAUACUGGCCUAAUGGAUCCCUUAGCUAAGGGAUCCACUAAAAGUGCAUCGUAGUGGACGCGGCCAUCUUUGUGUUGAAUCCGAAUUCUCACAAGGGAUGCCGAUGCAUCCCUUCACGCAUCCACUAAUUCGAGAUUUCUGGGGAUGCGAGUGUCGCAUCCACUAACGCGUCCCUACAUCCAUUAGCUUCGGAAUUGGGUUUUAUUUUGUUUGUGUAUAAUAUUACUUCAGAUUUUCAGCAAAACAUUUGUUUAAAACAUUAUAAGCGAAAGUGAUAACUUAAACAGAGACAAAUGAAGACGUUAAUAAAUAUAAUAAAAAUACGAAUUUAAACUUAAAUGAUAAUUCAAAACUCAUAAGUAUUUUUAAAGUUUACAAUUUAUAAAAUGUAUUUUAUUUGGAUCGCUAACAUAUAUAACAUACACGUUACAUUAUUUUUUAAUUGGUAGGUAUUUAUUAUUUACGUUUUGCUGAAUAUUCGUAGAUAUCCCUACACAAAAUGGCUGCGUGAACAUUAGUACGACUUGACAGUUAACAGGUGGUGCUAGUAGUAAAAGUAUUCGGAUACUAUCCAUCCAUUAGAAAUGCGUCCUCUACAUUGUGGCUGCAUUUGCUAAGGGAUGUAGGGAUGUGUGUGCUAAGGACGCAUCCCUAUGUAUUCGGAUACAGCCAGUAGGUUCAAAAACAUGGCUGUCAUGACCUACUGUUACUGUUAUUUUUUUCAAUUGUGCACCCAGCUUUAGUUCAUUACUUGAAUAUUCAACUCGAUCUCAAGAAGUGUUUUACUGACUAAACUGCUCAAUAUUGCAUAAAUUAUUUUGUUAGUUAUCUCAUAGUGUUCAUUGACUGUUUUAAUAUAUUUCAUUUGAAACUUUGUAAAAAAAAAAAUUUUUUUUUGUUGGUCAUGCUUAGCCACUAAAUUAAUGACUUCAUUAACUCUUCACUGAGGUUGUAAAGAUCAUGCAAAUAAAGGUAUAUUUAGUACUGCUCUAAAAUAUACCAGAUUAUAUAAUAACCCCGGUAUUAGAAAUAUUUAAAAUGUGUCAUUACCAUUAUUAUGUAAAACUUUUCAGUGUUAAUACAUAUUGUUGGGCUUUGAUUUAUAUGUAGCCUGAGUUUAAAAAAAAAAACAUGAAGUGGUCAGACUUUUAAAAACAUUUUUUUGCAUGAAAAUUCUGUAUUGAUAGUAUUCUCAAAAUUUUAAUACCUUGAAACAGUCAUAGUUGUAACUUAAAAAUAAUUAUAUGAGUUUUUUUUAAUGUAAAUGGAACCAAAUAAUUCAUAUUUUCUUUAUAUAUUUAUAUGACAUAUAUUCUUCUUUUCUGAUUCUGGUUAGCAUACUUUCAGGGACUAUCCAUUACUUUGAAUGCUUUUUCUUUUGUGUGCUGUGUUAAAAGUGUACCAUAUCCAUUGUUAAAUGUUGUUCAUUAUACCACAAGAGUUCAUGCAGAUAACAGGUAUUGGAUUGGCCAUGUAUAAAUUAAAUUUUAAUGUUAUUCAUGAUUUUAGGUAAAAAUAUGAUUUCAAUCAGAUGUGAUGUUUGGUUUGUUUGUGCUGGUGAUGCUUGGUAGGGUGUAUCCAAGUCUACCAAAUGGGACUGAAUUUUAGAACUUUGCUUAAUGUGAUGGCCAUAUUUAAUCUAGUACUGAAACAAAGGACUAAAAUUGAGUAACCGUAUUGUUAUGCAUGGUAUACCCAAAUCCAGGGACUUUCUUCUGGGACUCCUUUUAUAUUCUGUUUUAAGACAAAUAGUUGUCUUGUAUGUGGAUUUGGAUUUUUAUAAACAAAAUACAGAUGAGUAUUAAUAUUGGGUUCAAGUAUUUAAAAUGGUAAGUUUUGAUGAACAAAUGGCAGUACUCAUAUUAGGUAAAAACAAUUUCUUAACUUUUUUUAAAUUCUAUUAAAGAGUAAGGGUUGGUUUUUAUAAUUUGGAUUUUAUUUCUGCGAGUUAUGUUUAUCAGUUUUAGAGCUUGGUUUAUUCGCUGUUUUUUUUAAGGCUAUAUUUUUCUGCAAAAAUUGUUACUGUCCAUGUUGUUUGAGACGUUUUUUUUUUCCUUGUAUUGUUCAAGACUUUGAACUUAUCUUAUCUUCCCCCUUUCCUUCUAUCAAUAUCUAUAAUAAGCAUAUCUUUAUGUCAAUCGUGUUAGAUCAAGAAAGCAAAAAGGUAAGGGCAAAAUCUGUUAUAUUCCCAGGGAGGGGCCCACGGGGUAAUGUUUAACAUUUCCAUUUCACAAGCGGCUACCCUCGGAGAAGGGCUUUUUGUUUCUGUGGGAUCCACGUCCAUGCAAUAAGGUGUUACUAAGACAACCCUCUUUGUCAAGAAAGUUGGCUCAAAAUUGUCCCCUCCCCCCCUCCUAAGCAUAAGAAAAUCUUAGUCUGUAAGUAAGUUUUUUUUUCCCCUCAUUUUGUAUAGAUUGGUUUAGGUGUUCUACAAAACUGUUGUUGGUAUGGUUACCACCAUAACCAUUACAACUAUGUUUAUUUUUUCUUUUAAAUUAAGUAAAACCUCUUUAAAUUAGUUCUAAAAAAAAUUAAAAACUUAUUCUUGCUAAGCAGGAAAACUUCUUAAAAGGAUAAGUAAAAAAAAAGUAUGAAUUUUGUGGGUUAAAUUAUGUUCAUAUAAUAUAUACACUAGUAAAUUCUAUGUUGAAAGAAAGAUUACUUACAGGAAAUUUUAGCAAACUGCAAAAUAAUGUGAAAUUUUGUUAAUAACUUUGAAUGUGGAAUAUUGAAAAAUAAAGCUCACAUUAACAUUUUAAAAAUAAAUUAUUCUUCCAUUUUGGUUAACAGUGGCCGCGGAAACUGUACUUUAGUUUCACAAUAUUACAGUCAUGUUUACUGCAAAUUCCCUCUCUAAACUAGAAUGUUUAUUUGUGUUUGUUUUGUUUUUGAGUCUCGUCUGUUCAGUCAUAAAUAAAUGUAAUAAGUAAGCUGCUACUGUGCACAUUUUCAAUACUUUGAUACUGAUUAGAAAGAUUGUCAGUACUUUGAUACUGAUUAGAAAGAUUGUCAAUACUUUGAUACUGAUUAGAAAGAUUGUGACUUGAUUUAUACUUUAUGGCAACUUUCGCAUUUAUGCCUUUUAAUGUCUGUGGCAAAAGAGUGCCUGUGUUAAUUGUUGUAAUCAAUAGUUGUAGAGGUUUGUUUAUUUUUUUCUGUUGAGAAUGCUUCACAAAACUAAUUCAAACACCCCAAAUAAUUGUUUUUCUUCUAGAUUAAAAUUUAAAAAGAAGUCUGUGUUUCUCUUUAAGAUUAAAAUUAUUUUUAAAAAGUCAACACGUCUGUAAUCAAUCAUUCACACAAUUUUUUCCGCCACUAUUUUGAGAGAGAAAUUUUUUUCACUUGUGUGUUAAAAUGCUGAGUAUAUUCAUGUUUUUGAAGAUAUUUCUAUGUCAUAAUUAUGUGUUGAUUUUAAAGUGCUGUAAAUUGUACAUUUUUCAUAGUGUAUGUGAAUUCGCAGAAAGUAACCACUGAAAAUCAUGUUACGUUAAAGACCACUUUUCUGGAAAUAAAGGAUGACGCUUUCAUGUUAUGGCUCUUUGACUACAACACAAUUGUUACAACAUUCGGGUAAGUAUCUAUUAGGCAAUGAUGUUUACUAUAAAAUGAAUUUUUGGGGUCAUUUUGUGUUAAUUUAGUGCUUAUUGAGAAUGGGAAAAUCUAAUUACUCCAAAACGUAUUAAAAGAGGGCUGUUUAGGUUAAUUAUAGGAAACUUCUGGUGCUGUAUUAUUCUAAUGUUUAAGGCAGGAAAAGUCUUGAGCAGUGUUGUCUUAAACAGUUUUUAUUGUGUAUUCACAUUGGUAACCCAACAGUUUUCCAUCUAGGUUCAUCUUAAUUUUUGCCAUGGCAGUGUACAUGCUUAUGAAGAUGGGUAACUUAACAAAAAUUAAACCUCUGUAAACAGAACCAAAAUCAGAAACUGAAUUUUUUCAUACCAAAUCUCUUCAUGGUAAGAGACCAUAGUUGCUGUGUUGCAGUAAUGGCAUUGUAACAGUGCAAAUACUUGUGUGCCAUUCAGAGCAUGGAGUAUAAGUGACAGUACCACGCUAUCGGCACUGGGUGGUACUAAGAUGUUUUAUCGCAGCAGUUGCUACACAGUAAUCAUAGUUCAGUAAAUUCACAACCCAACAUUACUACAAUAAAAAACCAAUUGUUAAGACCCCUUGCGGUUCCCGGGAAUAAGGUCAAAAUAGAAGGGGAGGGGGUCGUGAUGAACAUUGUAUAGACUAAUGUCCCCAUCCUUCCCCACAUGUCAAAAUGUGCAUUUUUCACGCCCAAUCCAUGUUCAGGCGUCUCUGGCGAGAAAUUGACUAGUAAAUUUACAAGUAUAUUCAACCACUUGCUGUCAUCAAAAUGAGCAUAAACACUGUGAAAUAUGCAGCACAACUGUAUCUUUCAACAAGCUGUAGAGUAAAUGUUUUGCUGAUUUCAAUAGGAAAAUAAAAGGAAUUUUCAUUAAAUUGGUAAUUUAUUAGACACUAGUCAUAAUUAUAUACCAUGCCAGAAAAGUUAAGAAAGUAAAGCGCCGGGACAACGCUUUCUUUGUUAUUGAGGUUCUUGUUGUUGCGGAUGUGGUCGACACACACGUAUGGACUUAUGUACGUUCUUUCUCCUCCCCCCUUCCGUGCCUCUACCCCACGCAUUCCAAACAUAUUCUCAUCUGUCACACUCAUGGUUCAGGAGGCAGUCAAAAGUGGCGUUUGUAAUGCAGUCUAGAGGCAGAGCGUGUAGUUUUUUAAUUAAGCUUUGCCCGUAGCUGACAUCACACAGUGGAUUAUUUUGUAUAAACACCUGGCCAAAAGUGGAAAAUACGAAGUUCUUAGAAAUGCAUCUAAACCAUGUUUAUCAGAGAUCUCAUUAACAAGUGAAUGCUAUUUUAUAAACCUUCGACCAUGCUGCUUUUCGUGCUAUCAGUUGUAACUGAGCUGGUGUAGAGUGCUGCAGCAUGUUUAAUGACUUGAUGUAGGCUUUUGGACAUACGCCAUUGCUUAGCACAUGUAUGUCUGCAGAAGAAAACUACAAAAAAACACAAAUGACCAAAAAAAAAACACAAAUUAAGCAAAAAAUUGCUGUUGUCAGGAUUUAACGCCACACAAUAUUCCACAACAGGAAUAUGGUCAACAAACAAGGAAAAAACAAAGAAAAAUGGACUAACAGAACGAAAAAAAACCCACAACAACUGUUGUGUUUGUUUCGUCUUUUCGUUUGGUCGUGUUUUUGUCUCGUUUUGACUGUUGUGCUGAAUUUUUUGGGUUCAAUAUUUUUUGUGCUGUCAUCAUUUGUGGGGGUUUUUUCGUUUCUCUUUUUGUUUUUUUUUGGAAAACUAUUGUGUUUGUUUCGUCUUUUCGUUCUGCUGUGUUUUUUGUCUCGUUUCAACUGUUGUGUUGAAUUUUUUUGGGUCCGGAAUUUUUGUGCUGUAAUCAUUUGUGGGGGUUUUUUCGUUCUGUUAGUCCAUUUUUCUUUGUUUUUUCCUUGUUUGUUGACCAUAUUCCUGUUGUGGAAUAUUGUGUGGCGUUAAAUCCUGACAACAGCAAUUUUUUGCUUAAUUUAUGUUUUUUUUGUCAUUUGUGUUUUUUUGUAGUUUUCUUCUGCAGACAUACAUGUGCUAAGCAAUGGCGUAUGUCCAAAAGCCUACAUCAAGUCAUGCACUCCCAUUGCACAAAUCUUUCAAAGAUAAUAGCAUGUUUAAUGCUGGCUCGCUUUCAGAAGGCAUGUUUAAUCUCGAUUUUGAAUUAGUUUUUCUUGAACUUUGGACACUAAUGAGACUGGGUUAUGUUUAAAGUUAGUACUUUGUUAUAAAACAUUAAAUUACAAAUUUUUGCUUAGUGGUUUUUUAUACUAAGUGUUUAUGUCCACGUGCUGGGUCUUGCCAGGCAUUGAUUCUUUCACUAGCAUAAAAUAUAGAUUUUCUUCCAAAGGUUCCCGAAGAAAAAUCAUCCGCCUCCUCAUGAUAUUCUUUCCCAUUAUUUUAAAGUUGAAGUGAUUUAUAAUGUUAUUUUUCCAUGUUAAUAUAAUUUUUUUUCUAAGACUAUCCUGAAACUACGAAAGAACUAAGCAGAAGAUCUUUAUACAACCUAAUUCAAGAACGUCCAAAAAAGAUCAAAUAAGGAUCACGUUUUUAGAAGAAAAGUUAAUUGAAAUCACCAAAUGCCCAGAAAAUAAACAUAAAUUGUAAGAUUUAUCUUAAGUCAUUAAGUUUUAACAAAAUGAACAUCUACCAGUAAUACGAAGGAAAUAUUUUUAAAUAAAAUUUAACAGUGGCUCACUGCAUGCAUAUAAUUCACAUCUUGCUCUACACCAAAAUCUGGUCGCCUACCAAAAGAAUUCAGGAAAUUGAGUGACCGAAAAACAUAACAAAAUAUUUGAGGACAGGAGUAUCUGCCGACGAGUUGACUUAUGCAGCAUGCAUAAGUCAGCUGCUGUCAAAAAUACUAACAUAGCUACAAUAAUAAAAGAUGUAUAUAACAGCCACUCCAACAAGAACUACAAAGAUUAGGAAAGUUUACACUACUGCACAAAAGCAUAGAGUGAAGAAUCACACAGUUUCGGAAGCCUUAGCUAUCUUUGCUGAAUAUUUUAAUGGAAAUUGUUGCUCAGUGUUAACAAGAGCACUUAUCCUUGAUAUUCACUAAUAAAUAAAGCAAAAAAUGAAUGUAAUCCUAAGAAAGAGUCUAUGCAAUUGACGGAAACAUGUGCAGAAAGAUCUACUUGACUACACAUCUUUUCAAUUAUGAAAAUGUUUAGAAGUAGUGCUAAAAAAUUGUGCUAAAGGAUAAAAGAAAAACUUAAAUCUUAUGAUAAAAUCUAGCUGUGACGUAUUUCUUCAGUCACAAUUGAGGGUAAACAGAAAUUUAUUGAUAAAUCCGACAAUAAUGCAAUUUUUUUUUCAAAGUAGUCUUGUUAUUUUUGUGACUGCAAACCAAUAUUAAUGACCAGAAUGAAAACCAUAUGGCUAAAUCCAGUAACAUCAACCACAAAAUUCUGCAGACCAAUACACAUACAAUUUGUUUGUAAAACUAACCAAGUUGAUAGUACAGGAACAAUUUAUUCCCCUUGAUCGAGUUUUUGUGUAAAACAUACUUUGGUACUUCAGUGGUGCUGUGACUAUUACAUCUUUGAUGAUGUGCUAUAUUUGUGGCUUAGCCACCAAAAACUUCAAAAAACUGCCCAACUCUAUGUGCAGUUUGUAUGGGUGGCAUCCGAUGUCGCCCACAGUACACAAAAUACUAGUUAAAUGGAUAUACAUUCCUCAAAAAUUCAAUCUUGCCUAUCUGCCAAUGGCCCGAAGAAGCUACAGAGAUUCUCUAGACAUUUUUUGCAAGAAUUAUGCGAUAGAGAUGUUCUUAACAGGUAGAUACUAAGCUCUGACCUUAUUAGCAGUAGAGCCCAUACAAACACAUGUAAAGUAAGCUCUUCACUAGAGAAACCUCGAAUUGUUUACUCACAAACAUCACAAGUGUUGCAAGACAGAAAAUAGCAGCAAUGACUGCGAGAAAGAGCAAGAGACUGAAUCUGAAGUUACUGAAUAAUUUAGCUUUAGCAUCUAUUUACUUUAAAUCCAGUUAUAUUUUUAGACCAUCUGAAACUGAUUAUUUGCAUUAAUUGUAUUUUUGGUGGAAAAUAAUGUUAUAUGGGAAAUCAGAAAAGUUGUUUUUUCGUAUU
Molecule: messenger RNA, 26393 nt
Organism: Bacillus rossius redtenbacheri
Lineage: Eukaryota; Metazoa; Arthropoda; Insecta; Phasmatodea; Bacillidae
Gene: Utx
Product: lysine-specific demethylase 6A
Exons: 21
Coding region: 469-4350 (1293 amino acids)
Biological process (GO): regulation of gene expression
Cellular component (GO): MLL3/4 complex
Molecular function (GO): protein binding; chromatin DNA binding; histone H3K27me2/H3K27me3 demethylase activity
Source: RefSeq, a predicted model, not a curated record